AAGGGCUUUGUUGAAUUUCGCAACCUAAGGCAUAUAUUUCCUAGCUUCGCUCUUCCUUCCAGAUAUAGCUUCUUUGUUGCUAUCAACAUAAUAGAUAACCCUCCAUCUAUCUCAGAAUUCACAUCGUUCGCCAUGGGUGCAGCAGUUCAGAUCUUGAGCCUCCCGAGUCUCACACUCAUCGCAACAAUCGAGUCCUCGGUUGUAAUCAAGUUCUAUGUGGAAUCCUUCUCCAGAUUCUUCAAUUUGAACGCCCAUCUACAAAUCGUAGCUGUGAUCUUUCUCGUGAACUAUGCGUUUGCAGCGUUAUUUUGGGGUUUCAUUUACCCUAGAUUCCUUAGCCCCCUUAGACGUCUAAAGGGCCCAAGAAACUUUAUCAGUCUUGCCCACAGGACUCUAAUCGAGAAGGAUAGGCCAGGCGGGGAUCUGUUUCUUGAACUCGUUAAGCAGUACCCAAACGAAGAAAUUCUCAAUCUCACCGCCUUUGAUUACCAAGUAGUAGUCACAUCACCACGACUUCUGCCUGAUUUACUUGUCCACAGGCCAUAUGAUUUCAUCAAGCCUCCAAAGCUCAGCGGGCUUCUACGACACGUCCUCGGCGACGGACUCAUUAUGGUUGAGGGCGACCAGCAUAAGUUUCUGCGAAAGAAUUCCAUGCCAGCUUUUGGCCGUCGCCACAUCAAGGACUUAUACCCUAUGAUGUGGAACAAGUCUGUUCUCAUGUGCGAAGUGCUUGACGAAGCUCUCGAGACGGGAGAAGGUAAAAAUACGGGCGUUGUCGAUCUCGCUAACUGGACGAGUCGGGUCACUCUCGACAUUAUCGGUGUAGCGGGUAUGGGUCGCGAGUUCAAUAUGCUGAAGAAGGCCGAGGAUCCAAUUCUCGGCAUCUACGAACAGCUUCUUGAGCCCGCGGCGGAGAAACUUCUGUUCGCUAUGACUUCUAUUGUAUUCGGUCUCAACUUCGUGAGGCUGCUUCCGUGGAAGAUGAACAGCUUGUUCAGAACUUUGACAACUACUCUCAGCGACUUUUGUAUGCCCAUGAUACACGAGAAAAAGGAUGCAAUCCUCAAAUCAAAGGAUGACCACUUCGAUAUCUUGUCGCUCCUUAUUAAAUCGGGGAACUUUACUGACCCCCAGCUUAGAGAUCAGCUUUUAACCUUCCUGGCUGCAGGGCACGAGACAACAUCGUCCGCUCUGAGCUGGGCGUGCUACUUGCUCUCCAAGCAUCAAGACAUGCAGGAGAAGCUUCGAGAAGAAAUCCGGCAGGCUCUCCCAGAGCACAUGGAGAUCGACAAGACUACCGAUUUGGCUGGAAUCCUCGAGCCAUUGCCAAUACUCAAUGGCAUCAUGAACGAGACACUCCGCUUAUACCCAACUGUACCCCUGACACUGCGCCAAGCGGCCCGUGACACGAAUCUCGGAACCCAGGCCAUUCCUGAGGGUGUGACAGUCGUUCUCUCAAUGUGGCAAAUGAACCGCUCCCCCGAACUUUGGGGCCCAGAUGCAGGCGAAUUUAGACCCGAGCGAUGGAUCACCGCUGGUAAACCCAACUCAAACGGCGGCGCAGACAGCAACUACGAGUUUACGACUUUUCUCCACGGCCCGCGAAGCUGCAUUGGACAGAAUUUUGCAAAGGCAGAGAUGCGCUGUCUUCUUGCUUCCAUGAUCCGUACCUUCUCGUGGGAUCUUGCUAUGGAUGAGAGCAAAAUCUUACCAAAGGGCGCUAUCACUAUCAAGCCGAACAAUGGCCUGUUGCUCAAGCUUAAGCCGUUAUAUGCAUAAAACUGCCGUAUAUGAUCGGGGCGGUAUUUUUUCGGGGUUUGGAAUAUCG
This is a messenger RNA of Xylaria bambusicola, 1828 nucleotides long. Its product is annotated as cytochrome P450. Gene Ontology annotation, molecular function: iron ion binding; heme binding; monooxygenase activity. The transcript has 3 exons. Bases 133 to 1779 code for a protein of 548 amino acids. The record is from RefSeq and is a predicted model, not a curated record. Lineage: Eukaryota; Fungi; Ascomycota; Sordariomycetes; Xylariales; Xylariaceae.